Gambusia affinis (western mosquitofish) is the source of this 3875-nucleotide messenger RNA. RefSeq names its product BLOC-1 related complex subunit 6 (gene borcs6). Gene Ontology annotation, cellular component: BORC complex. The transcript is spliced from 7 exons. NCBI's taxonomy places the organism in Eukaryota, Metazoa, Chordata, Actinopteri, Cyprinodontiformes, Poeciliidae. The record is from RefSeq and is a predicted model, not a curated record. The coding region runs from base 100 to 1425 and encodes 441 amino acids. Gene Ontology annotation, biological process: lysosome localization.
GCGGAACGGUUCUUUGGAGAGUUGUGGGGAACAAUAUAUUGAUUGGACUCGGUUGUUGCUUACAUCUUACAGGAUAGAAACUGCCCUGCAGAGGGAGGGAUGAGUCUCUCCCCUGUUGUUGGCACAGAAGUGCCAGAAGCAGCUAAUGGGGUGGCGACGCCCGUUUCCCUGGAGAACGGCCCUCAUGCGCCGGUCUCGGUAAAACACGGCGGGAGCAGGUUACCCGAUAACGGAGCGGAGUCGAUGGACGGGAGAACAGAGAACCACGUUGACACAGCAAACAGACGGAACGCUGCAGAAAGCAACUUUGACACUGAGACAAAUCUUCACGAGAGAACAUCCAGUUUAUCAUUACACGGUUCCCAGGUGGUAGACCUCUCUUAUCAUGAUGACGCAGAAACAGGAAACUCCGAAUCCAAAGACACAGACAUUCCUGAGGGAUCGAAGGCAGAGGAUCUGGUUCUCAUGUGGGAUUCAGCACCGCAUGCAGAGCCCACAGAUGUAUGUCAGCAGGGAGGCCCUGAGAUUGCAGAAAGAUACUUGACAGAGGUUGAGAGUGAAGAGAGAAGGCUUGAUAGAAGAGAGGAAGAUGAGGAUGGAGAGAAAGAGAAACAGGAUAUGGAGACGGAUGAGAAGAAUGAGAACAGGUGGAGGAACACUGGAGGAAGAACGAAGAAGGAGCCCUCGCAACACUACUCCUCUUCAGCCCCCGGUCUCAGUACCUCCUCUUCUUCUACUCCUCAACCUGCUCUUCUCACCUCAGACGAUGCCCCGUGUCCUCCCCACGUCAUGGCCCAGGUUUGGGUUCGGAACAACCGGGGGAUGCAGGACAGCAAGAGCCUGGAUGAAAUCAGCCGAGCCUGCGGAGAUGGUCCAGGAGCCAGAGGAGGUGGCAGAAGCGGGCAGUCAGAGGGCCGCAGGGCCACCAUCUCCUCAGCCCUGGAGCUGGAGGGGACGGUCAGCCGUGAAGGAGACCUCACCAACUUCAUCACAAAGAACCUGGAGCAGAAGAUCAAAAUGAGCUCCAAGCCCAGCCUCGACUGCAGUGAUUCUGACUGUUCGGGUCCAAUCUACCGAAGCCGAGGGUUGUCGCGGAGACCAGCGGACAUCCCGCCUAUAGACCCCACAGUUCUGUUGGACCUCCAGAGACACACCCAGGAGGUGGCCCACAGCGUGGAGAUGAUGAUGAAGAGCCUCAACGGAACCAUCCAGAACAUGACGGCUCUGAGCGUUGGCUACAUCCAGACCUACAGAGACUCUGUGGACAGCCUGGGAGAGUCUGUAGACAUGAGCAUAAAGGGCAUGUACACACUAAUGGCUCGUUGCGAGGAGCUGGAUCGCUCCAUGCAGCCCAUCCACACGCUGGCGGCUCAGAUCCGUGACAUCAAACGCACCCUGGAUGCUCUAGAAGGGAUCUGCAAGUAAUCCCCCUUCCUGCCAGAUCCGAACCCAGCUCCGACCUGCAAAGAUCCAACCUAAAGCUCAUCCACAAGAAAAAAAAAAAAAAAAAAAAAAGGAUGCCGGCAAGCAAAUGCAAACCUUUCGCAGGCAGCACACACACACGCUGCAGCGAAGAUGAAGUUCACCUCAGGAGUCUGGAACACGCCGCUGCCCGGCAUGCUGAAUGAUUUCCACUCAUAGCUCUUCUGUGUGCCGUUUGAAGAUGACCUGUUUUUGUGUUGUGGGAUCCAAAGAGAAACGCAUCGACUUUUGCGGAUGAGCUGUUUGUUUAUUGUUUUUUUUUUUUUUCCUUUUUCUUCUUCUUCUCUUCAAAAUUUCAAGAAGAAAAUCCCACCAAGUUAACUCUGUUGACCCGGAUGCUUAGCAGGUCGCGCCCACGCACAAACACAAACACAAACCUCGCAGCAGGUGGGCUACAUGCAUUCUCUGUUCCUCUUUAAAAGUCAGAGGAGGGUGAUACUUUUAUCCGUCCAGCCUGCGUGGUUCAGAUUGCACUAACCUCCCCUCCGCAGACGGGGGCAAUAUUUCUGUCUCCGGAGAGGCAAGAAUGAACUGCUCGGAAGACGGUGACAUUUGCACUGGAACAGAAAGUCUAUUUUUUAAUCUUAUGCAACAAGCAGGUUCCUCCACUGUGUGUGUCUGUAUGUUUUUAUUUAUUCAGUCUGCUCAGCAUGCGUGCUUGUUCAGAAAAAAAAAAAAAAAAAAACGAAAAAACCCCCAAAACAUUGCAUCUGUGUGUCGCGGGGAGGCAAGGCAGUUCACGGUAAUGUCUGCUGUCUAAUGAGCUCCAAUCUGUACUGAGAGUCUUUCACUUUAUCCACUCUGAUUCUCUCCCAUCACCUAAAAAGGAGGAGUCAACCGUUAAAUCACAGGUCUGCUUCGUUAAUAGCAAGCCAGAAUCUGCCAUGAAUCUCCGUCUCCUCCUCUGCGAGACGAAGAGACGAAGUGAGCAACGUAACCGGGGAAAGUAAUCUUAAGUGAUCCUCAAACUGUCUUUGAAUGUUGUCCAAAUAAUAAAAUAUUAAAAAGUGCCAGAUAUUUUACUGGAUUUGACGUCUAGAUGUCAUCGCCCGACAGGCUGGAUAUCAUUUUUUAUGCUCCAACUUGAUUGAAUUUUUAAGUCAAUAAUGUUUUUGUUGCCUCAGAGCUUCUCAUGGGAAUAUAAAUUUCACUGCAGCUCCAGUUCUUCUCCAGUUCAGCCUGUCACACAGGGUUUUAAAUUAUGUUUUUGAAGUUCAUUCUUAACAAGACCAGUCCUGGGUUCAGUUCCCUGCCAGUUAAAACCGACUUAAUUCAUGUUUGUAAUUCAUCACUUAAACCUUUCAUUACAUGAAAAGCUUCAGUUUCAAAUGACACACAAUGAUACGUAGUUACUUUAUUUUUUACAUACACUGUAUAAAAAUGUCAGUUUUAGAUCUGUGAGGAUUACAGAAAUUAAAUUGUACUCACUAAAUGCCAGGAUAAUGACAGGGAGCUCUUUGGGAGGCUUUUGUUAAUUUUCUCAGUAGUUGAGGAUCCAGAACCUCUACAGGAAGCAAAUGGUCUGAUCUUUACCAGGUUGGGCUUUUGUUGAACUUUUAGUAUUUGAUAGAAUUACCUGUUUUGAUGUCCUUCCUUAAGCUUCUCAGAACUGGUGUGAGUCGGGUUUGUUGGUCAUCUCGUUCACGUACCCCUUUUCAGCUCUGCCACAAUUUUCUUUUAUGAGACUUGAGUUGAACCUUGACAUGUCUCCAAAAGUUAAGGACUUUGUCCCUGAGUUGCCAUAUGCAACUCAUGUCUUAAUAUGGCUUUUUAUAUUCUUCCUCUCUGUGCAGUUUUUCAGCCAAUGUUGGUUCUCUUACCUGCAUCUUCACCAGAUGUUGAGAUUUUGUUCAGUGGUUUGUCAAAGCAUUUUCAACUUUGAGACACAAAAUCCAUUUUGUUCCUGAACAUUGUGCUGCCCGGACAUUCCCAUGAUGUUUAUUCUUGCAUAUAGUGGUUUGAACAGAUGAAUCUGAUACCCAAAGACGAACCAGACUUCACUUCCUGGUAUCCCAGUUGAAGCAAGGAGACGGCGUGUUUGUGAAUUAACCAAUCAGAAACUUACAAAGCCAUGACAUCAUCAUUUGGGCUUUUUUGAAUCCUUAAGUCAUAGUAAUCUUAGUGUAUGUAAACUUGUGAUUUUGAAGAAAGUGCUAAACACUUUUGUCAUUCUGGAGUUUAGCAAAUAAAACAAUGUCGGUAACCUCAACAAACCUUAAACAGGAUAAUUUCUGGCAGUGGGGGGACGUCAUUUUAUACAGUGUAUGCAAACGUUUUGGUUCAUUGUGUAUCAUUUGGCUUGUGCCAUCUUUUAUCUUUGUAAUUCUAUUCUCUCUGCUCUCAUAAACUGUAUUCCAGUAUUGACCAAUUCCCAAUAAAGCUGCUUCAAUUGA